This is a messenger RNA of Agelaius phoeniceus (red-winged blackbird), 2986 nucleotides long. The record is from RefSeq and is a predicted model, not a curated record. Lineage: Eukaryota; Metazoa; Chordata; Aves; Passeriformes; Icteridae.
CCACGGGCGGUGAUGGCGGCCGGGCCGGGCCAGGAUUCCCCGGGAAUGGCCCCGGGAACGGCCCGGAAUUCCAUGGGAACGGCCCGGAAUUCCAUGGGAACGGCCUGGAAUUCCCUGGGGCUGCUCCGCGCUCUGCUCGUGGCCGCGCUGGCGGCGGGUUCCUGCCAGGGCAAUUCAGUGCACAGGAAGAUUUACAUCAGCCUGAACCACACAGCCUGCGUGCGCCUGCUCAACGCCACGCACCAGAUCGGCUGCCAGUCCUCCCUGCCUCGGGACACGGGCGUGAUCCACGUGGUGGAGCAGGAGCAGGACCUGGAGUGGGCCCUGUCCAAGGGCCCCCACCCUCCCUACAUGAUCCUGCUGGACGGGAAGCUCUUCUCCAGGGAGGUUUUGAUGCAGCUGAAAGGAACCUCCCGGAUUUCAGGCCUGGCCGUGGCCGCUGCCUCUCCCGCCCCUUCCCAAGGAUUUUCCCCAGGAUUGAAGUGUCCCAACGAUGGAUUUGGCGUUUAUUCAGACACCUAUGGCCCUCAGUUCUCUCACUGCAACGGCUCCGAGUGGAACCCGGGCGGCUCCGGGAUCUCCUACGAGGAUUCCUUCCCCAUUUUCCUGCUGCAGGACGCCAACGAGACCCAGCUCAUCAAAGAGUGUUUCCGUGCCCACAACGUUCCCAGCGCUCCGGGCUCGGUGCCGCAGUUCCCGCUCUGUGCCCUGCAGCUGCAGUCCCACAUGCACGCGGCCGCCAGCACCCAGAGCUGCAUGCGCCGCAGCUCCCUGCAGAGCGCCUUCAGCAUCAACCCAGAGAUCGUCUGUGAUCCCCUGCUGGAUUUCAAUGUCUGGAGCUCCCUGCAGCCCAUCAACGCCUCGGGGCGGCUGCAGCCGGAGCAGCGCGUGGUGAUGGCGGCCACCAGGGUGGACAGCCACUCGUUUUUCUGGAACGUGGCCCCGGGUGCCGAGGCCGCCGUCGGCUCCUUCGUGGCGCUGCUGGCGGCUGCCCAGGCCCUGCACGGGGCCCCCGGCGCCCAGAGCCUGCCCAGGAACGUCCUCUUUGUCUUCUUCCAGGGGGAGACCUUUGAUUACAUCGGCAGCUCCCGCCUGGUGUUUGACAUGGAGCAGGAGAAGUUCCCGGUGGGCCUGGAGAACAUCGGGGCCUUCCUGGAGCUGGGCCAGGUGUCCCUGAGGAACAAUUCCAUGCUCUGGAUGCACACGGAUCCCGUCUCCCGCCGGAACCAAUCCGUGGAAUCCCAGGUGCAGGCUCUCCUGGCCGCGCUCCGCGGCUCCGGCUCCGGCUCCGGGGUUUCCCUGCAGGAGCCGGGGGUGUCCCAGCCCCUCCCCCCCUCGUCAUUCCAGAGGUUCCUGAGGUCCCGGAGCAUCCCGGGGGUGGUGCUGAGCGACCACCGGGCCCAGUUCCACAACAGGUACUUCCAGAGCAUCUACGACACGGCCGAGAGCAUCGGGAUGCGUUAUCCCGAGGGAAUGAGCCCCGAGGAGCAGCUGGACUUCGUCACCGACACCGCCAAGGCCCUGGCCCAGGUGGCCACGGCGCUGGCCCGGGCCCUGUUCACCCUGGCCGGGGGAGAAAACGGAACCGAGAGCAUCCGGGCACAGGAGAAAACGGUCACUCGGCUGCUCUAUGGGUUCCUGCUCAACUCCAACAACUCCUGGUUCCAGUCCCUGAUCAAACCCGACCAGAAGGGGAUCCUGGGCCCGUUUCCCCAGCACUACGUGGCCGUGUCCAGCCCCACCAACACCACGCAGCUGCUGCAGGCGGUGCUGGGGAACCUGACCGGGAGCAGCGCCAACCUGAGCCGGGAGCAGUGCCAGAAUCCCGGGAAAACGCCGGGAACCCUGCCCGAGCUGUACGAGUACUGGUGGGUUCAGGGUCCCCUGGAUGGGAAUUCCUCGUCCCGCGUUCCCGGCUGUGUCCGUUCCGGUGUCCGUCUGUCCCCCGCGCUGUCCCCGGCCUUCGAGCUGCGCCGCUGGGAUUCCCGGGAAUUCUCCACCUGGACCGAGAGCCGCUGGAAGGACAUCAGGGCCCGCAUCUUCCUGGUGGCCAGCAGGGAGCUGGAGCUGCUGACGCUGGCGCUGGGGGUGCUGGUGCUGCUCCUGUCCCUGCUCUGCACCUUCCUCAUCAACUCCAAGGCCUCGCUGCUCUUCGGGAUCCCGGAUCCUCCCGGCUCCUCUGGCUACUGAAAAUCCCGGGAAAACCGCCUGGAAAAUCCCAGGAAAACCGCCUGGAAAAAUCCCAGAAAACUGCCUGGAAAAUCUGGGAAAAACCUCCUGGAAAAUUCAGGAAAACCACCCAGAAAAUCUGGGAAAACCCUCCUGGAAAAUCCCAGAAAAACCUCCUGGAAAAUCCCGGAAAAACCUCCUGGAAUAUUCAGGAAAACCACCCAGAAAAUCCCAGAAAACCCUCCUGGAAAGUCCCAGAAAAACCUCCUGGAAAAUCUGGGAAAAACCUCCUGGAAUAUUCAGGAAAACCACCCAGAAAAUCCCGGAAAACCCUCCUGGAAAAUUCUGGGAAACCGCUUGGAAAAUUCCAGGAAAAUUUCCAGGAAAAGCCUUGGGAGGGAAUUCCCCCCUGGAGCUGGAAACGCCAGAGGCGUUCCCGGGGAAUUCCCAGAAUUUCAGGUGGGAUCGGUGCCCUGGGUGGGAAAUUCCCAAAAUUCCCGUUUGGAUUCGAUGCCCUGAGCGAAAAAUUCCCAGAAUUCCUGAUUGCCAAAUUCCUGGAAUCUCUGGAUGGAUCCGGUGCUCUGAGUGGCAAAUUCCCAAAAUUUUCCCGGAAUUCCCAGUUGGACCCAUCCUCUUUCCCAGGGUGGAGCUUUUCCCAAAUUCUGGGUGAAUUAAGGAUAAAGGGGGGGGGGGGGGGGAGUUUUUUGGGAAUUGUGAGAAAUUCCAAAGGGUCUGGGAAUGUCCCGAUGGAAAAGGUCCCUUUUUUUCCCCUGGGAUUUGUAAAUAUUAUAAAUAAAUCCAUGGAAUUCCCAAGGAA